UUUUUUUUUUUUUGCAUAAAUAUAAUAAUAAAAGAAAAAUGACCCCUCCGGUAAUCGUUGCCGUCGAGAGGAAACGGACAUCCGGGAAAUUCGUACCGAGCGGUCACAGAAAUCAACGUUAAUACGGUAUAUACAGUACUGUCCAAUUUGUCUGAGAAUAAGACCGCGGGAGAGCCCAAAUCAAUUACACCAUGUACGGUUUUACAGCCUACAAACUGCAUACGGUCACGCCGAAUCCAUGUCGUUCAACGUCCGACACCGGGAGACGGACAUCUACGACUGUUCAUUUUAAUCCGAAAAUCCCAUUUAACGGUGCGGUCGACCACGCUCACAGGUCUAAAGAUACCAUCAAAUCGGCGGCCUUGACUGCGGCAUCGACAUGUCAUCGUCGCAGUGGACAAAAACACGUGGCGGCCGUCUACGAAAAAGCUUAUCCGCGUGGGUCAUUUCCAAAUGACUGCAUCGGCGACGACCUUGAAGAUUACUUAAGCCACAGGAGGUACUCGGCCGACGAAUGUAGUUUGGACGCGGGACGCAAAAACACCAUCACCCCCGGCACCACCGGCGGAACGGCGGCUGCUGUGACGUACGACUUGCCGCCGUACGACCAAAGACUGUCGGACACCAUACGGGACGUCCACCGUAAGUUCCACGAAAUCGGCAUAUACGAGACGGCCGUCAUAGGGGAUAUGACACCUGACAUCCCGGAUCCGAGAAUCCGGUCAUCACCAGAGAUGAGACGGUCGGAGACGGAUGACCCGGCAGAGUGCAUGAAGCUUGUGCUAAGAGCUGCCCGGGACAUGGACCUGGAGACUGUAGCUAACACAUUGGCCAGCUACGACGAGCAGUUUUUUUACACCAAUAUAAACGAUACGGACUCAACGGGCAGGACGCUUUUAAGCUACUUGACUUCCAGUGGUAGUUUGGAAAUUGUUGAAGAGCUCUUGAGAGUGCCCGAUCUGGAUUACAACAAGCCGGACAAUGAGGGUAACACGCCGUUGCAUUUCGCAGCACAAGCAGGCCAGUCGGAGAUCGUCUGUCUGUUAUUAAACAGCUGUUUGCACCUAGAAAUCGAUGCCAGAAAUUGUUUGGGUUUCACGCCUUUGAUGAAAGCCGCCCUUCAGGGACGAACGAAAUGCGCCAAAUUUCUUCUUUAUGCAGGGGCGUCACCAACCAUGAGGGACACGGGCCGCGGCCUGCGGGCCGAACAAUGGGCGCGCUUUUGCGGUCGGUACAACUGUGCGGACGUCAUCGAGAAAUUGGCCCGAAACCGUCUGUUGGAGCGGACCACUUCGUACGGCCGUUGGGGCAGCGAUCCGGAACUGGGGCCGCACCUGUUGAUCAACGGCCGACUAAUGCAGCCGCCGACUGGCCUGCAACGGUCGGGUUCGCAGCGGCAUUCGAUCAAGUCCAAGCUGAAGCGGGCCUUUCGCACGUCCUCCAACCCGGACUCGACGGCCAACCAGUACUCGCUGGUAACGCAGCUGACCGGGGCCGCACUGUGCGCCAGUAGUCCCGCGCUUCCCGUGCAGACCCGCACCAAACCGAUGGUGAAGUCGUUGCUCAGGCCGCUUACCGUGCCCAAGGUGACCGUCACCGGGCUGCCAGACCAACCAAACGCGCCGGUCACGCCUCCGUCACCGGAAGGACGGAACAGUAAGAAAAAGCACAAGGACAAAAAACGAUAAUGGAACACCAAAUACCGGAAUUUUCCGACCGAGAAAACUUUUUUUUCUAGAAUUUAUAAUAAUUCAUUAAUUUUUCAUUAAUAUUAUCAUCAUUAUUAUUAUUAUUAUUAUUAUUAUUAUUAUUAUAUUAUAUACUAUUAGUUGUUUAAAAGACCAUUCUAAUCCGUACACGGUUGAUCGAUACGAAUAUUGAGUACAACAAGUUCGUAAUAUUAUAUUUAUAUUAUUAUUAUUAUGGCGAAGAUAAAAUAUCCAAAUUCAAAUUAAUUCCUUAUUAUUUUAAUUAAACAACCCCGCCAAACGAGUAUAUUAUGAUAGUUUGUUGAAACAAAUUAAGUUAACGUGGUAAAACAACUUUGUCGAUUAAAAACUACACUAUUAAAUCUUGUGGUAAACAACAAUAACACAGUUCGCGUCUUACCCUAUGUUUGUAUUAUAUUAUGCGGGUAUUCUGUGCGCUUCAUCCCAGCGUGAAAAAGUUUUAAGAGGUUUCUAUAGUGAGACGAGGGUGUUUUUUUUUGUGAAGUAGGAGGAGUUUGAAUUAUGUUUAAGUGGUAUUCGACGCGGGAGGAAAUAUUGCAGAGCUCACUCGAUUACCGUCGGGUGUACGAGGUCGACGACAAAAUAAAAAUAAAAUUCACUGUGGGAAAAAACUAAAUGCGCCGGUCGUUUGGGUUUUGUUUGUUAGUUUAUUAUUAUUUUCAUACCGUCGAAUCGUCCCUGAACAAACAAACGGCGGAAUAUAUUCCAUUUUAUUUGUUUUAUUACGCGUACAGUGCACUAGUUUUUCGAUUACAAAAUUAAACCACAGACAAAAUUAUUUCUCCAUAUUAUGAUUCUUGUAUAAUAACACCGAUGGGACCGGCCGACUACGACUUGAGAUGUUGUACAACGAUUUUUCGCCGGUUGUAUGCGACAUUUUUCAUAAUAACUUGGAAAUAGCCGUGUUCAACUAAAGAUCAGUUCAUUUUAAUCUCUCACCAACCCCCCCCCCCCCUAAAAACAAUGGCGACUUUUGAUAACUUAACAAACCUCGCCGACUCCACUAAAACCCAGUGGUUUUAAUUAUUUAAUGAAUUCUCUUUUCUUCUCUUUAUGACAGUAGUAUGUUUGAAACUGUAGUUAUGGAAAGUUUAUAAUUAAUAAAUGUACAAUAGCUUAGAAAGAAAACAGUACAAUUAUUAUAUUAUAACGCGACUAACCGCGUACCUACAAGUCUGUCUCGCUUUUUUGCGCUUAUCAAAAUCUCGUGAGUUGACUACAAAAGAUCAUAUCGACCAACUGUUGUUUUGAGUGGAUUAACUUGGUUAAAAAUAUUCAAAUAAAAAGUCCUUAUUUGUUAUAACUAAAGAUGGCAAAAUAAUAUUAAAUAAACUUCCAUAAUCAUUGACCAAAAAGAAAAAUGACCAAAAAAAAAAAGUUUUAAAAUACAAAUUAUUAAUAUUUAUAUCAAUGUAUUUAUCAAUUUGUUGCCAAAACCCGCAUGGCCUAGGUUUCAUAUUUCGUUAGAUCAUAUUCUAUUUUGUUACAAUAUAUAUAUAUUUUUUAUUGUUCUAAAAUAUAAUAUCAUGUUCUGUACAUUACACUAUAGCGAAGCAGAUGAUUGAGGGCACGAAACACAUGUUUAUUUUAUUGUUAAUUUAUUAGCAACAUAGGUGUUCUAAACACCUAUGUCACUUAGGUGUUUUAAACUCUAUACCGUGGCUGUUGAGUUACAGUCCAUAACUAACUCUGUUACCCACUAUUUUACUUGCCUAGUAUUUUCUUAAUAACAAUCACGCAUAAAUUAUUGCGAUAGAGAUAAAAAUACUUCUAAAAAUGUUUAUAUGACAUGCACAAAUUAGUAUUCAAACACAAUGAUUUAUAAAAUUUCAUCAGUCCUUGCUAUGAUUUUAGGAACUUAAAUUCCAAAUUGAACGGUGACUCUAUACGUUUUUUUAUUCACAGAGCAAUACGAACGGACGAUGCCAAAUAGACACUAGUGGUUACUCUAACGAAACAGAUGUUGUAUAAUGUUGUUUGUAUUUUUCAUUUCGCUUUUUCGAACCGCACUUUCCUUUCCUUUAGCGUAUGAUCUUGAAUUUGGAUUAGGAUACAAAAAAGCACCAAUUUGUUAGACACAUAUAUAUUGAUAUAUUAUUAUAUUGUUACUUAUCGUGGACGUCCGUCGCUUAGAUGUGCUAGAUGGGAAAAAAACAAACGUACACUACACUGAUAUCCAGUCAAACUUAAUAUUAAAUCAUAUAAAUAAUAUAAUAAUAAUUUAUAAAUUAUAAUUACGUACUACAUUGUUUUUUAAUAUUAAAACGUUUUGUUACAAUUCAAAUGUUAUUGUUAAAUUAUUAUUAGAUACGAUACUUUAUGUCUACAGUUGCCCCAAAAGUCCCGCCACACUCAAAGUAAUUUAAAUUUAAGUUCAAGUAAAAAAUAUAUUUUUUUUUCAUCUGGAGUCGGUGAAACUUGGAGCUCUUUGUAUUAUCAUUUAGAAAGAAAUCAAUUUAAUUUUAAUGAAAUUAAAUUAUUUCUAUUUGGGUUAUCGCUGGACAUUUGGGACACGCUGAUUUUAAACAUUAUAUUGUUAUAAAAUAAGGUGCUCUUUCUUUAGAUAUUGUAUUUUUAAACUAUAAAGUAGCUUUAUGGUAUUUAAUUAAUUUAUUAUAAUAAUCGUUACGUUAUUUUUUAUUUUCUAAUAUAAUUCUUUUUGUAAUUUUUAAAAAUAUAAAAGUAUAUAUUAUGUUAUAUAGUGUAC
Molecule: messenger RNA, 4437 nt
Organism: Adelges cooleyi (spruce gall adelgid)
Lineage: Eukaryota; Metazoa; Arthropoda; Insecta; Hemiptera; Adelgidae
Product: photoreceptor ankyrin repeat protein-like
Exons: 8
Coding region: 192-1688 (498 amino acids)
Molecular function (GO): protein binding
Source: RefSeq, a predicted model, not a curated record